AUGAAGACCAUACUCCUCCUCAUUCUCGCAUUCCCUUUCUUGGGCGCCGGCGGCGAGCGUUGCCCCGGCGUCCCGUCAAUGGCAGUGGAGGCGGCCUGCCGAAAGGCGUGCGGCACCAAGCUCAUGCACGACAUGUGCAUGGACACGCUCCGCGGGGGAUUCGAUCCUAGCCCGUCCGUCCACAUCGAGGUCACCGAGUAUGCGCUCCUCGCCGCGCACCGCGCCCUCGAGUCCUACGGCGCCACGGCUGCCGCCGCGGCCGAGCUGCUCCGCAACGGGUCGCUCUCUGGCGACGAGAGGGCGGCCUACAACACAUGCUUGACGGAGUACUCCUACGCUGUGCAGUGCAUGGAGCACGUCGCCGGCGACAUGGUAGCGCGUUGCCGGUUCGCGAGUGUAAGACAAUAA
This is a messenger RNA of Triticum dicoccoides, 408 nucleotides long. RefSeq lists its product as uncharacterized. The coding region runs from base 1 to 408 and encodes 135 amino acids. The record is from RefSeq and is a predicted model, not a curated record. The transcript has a single exon. NCBI's taxonomy places the organism in Eukaryota, Viridiplantae, Streptophyta, Magnoliopsida, Poales, Poaceae.